Dendronephthya gigantea is the source of this 2069-nucleotide messenger RNA. RefSeq lists its product as uncharacterized. The transcript has 2 exons. NCBI's taxonomy places the organism in Eukaryota, Metazoa, Cnidaria, Anthozoa, Malacalcyonacea, Nephtheidae. The record is from RefSeq and is a predicted model, not a curated record. Bases 130 to 783 code for a protein of 217 amino acids.
AUAUUUGUUUUAUAUAAUUUUUUUAACAAUUUAGUGUACAUAAUAUAAUAUAACUAAUUUUUCUUUAUCUUUAAUUUAUUACCAGCCAGCUUGAAAGUUCAAGAAAAUGCAUCAGGUAAACGUGGUCUAAUGAGUGACCUCUCUGCAAGUUGCUCAUCAUGCCAAGAGGAAUCUGAUUUGGAAACCUCUUCUUCUAUUCCUGGCAAAGGUUUUUCUGCCGAUGUGAACCGCCGUGCGGUGUAUUAUUCCGUGGAGACUGGUGGUGGCUAUGAAAGCCUUGCUACAUUCUGUAGCAUCAUGAACAUGCCUUGCAUAAGUAAGACUGCAUAUUACCAACAUUUAGACACAAUUCUAAGUGCUCUGGAGAUGGAAGCAAAGGAAGAAAUGACAGAGGCUGGACAGAGCCUGAGGAAGCUGGUUUUAACAGAAAAUGAAAUGGAAGAUGAUGGCUCAGUUCUUGAUGUUGGUGUCAGCUUUGAUGGCACCUGGGCAAAAAGAGGGUUCACUUCUCUUAUUGGUGUUGUAUUUGUGAUAUCAAUAGACACUGGUAAAGUCCUGGACUACUAUGUUAUUUCAAAAACAUGUCAGAAAUGUGCAUUGAAGAGAGCAAAGUGUGAGAGUGAUGAAGAAUUUGAAGAGUGGCAAAUUGAGCAUGUUUUUUCUGGUGAGUGUGAUGUCAAUUUUGAUGGUAGUUCUUUGUUCAAAAUGAUGAUGCCAGUAAGCAACACCGCUUUUGCCCAGUUGGUAAAGACUCUUGGUGCAAAUGGCAACAAGAUCGUGUGAAUGGUACACGCACCUAUAAGGGUGAUGAUUGUUUGCCUCAAGUUUUUUUAGAGCUGUUGAAGCCAACUUAGUAAGCUGAAGCUAACUUUAUGCAGCUUAGUGACUCAAAACUGCUUGAGAGGUGUGUUCGGGGUAAAACUCAAAAUAACAAUGAAUCAAUAAAUUCAUUAGUGUGGGCUCGGUGUCCAAAACAUAAACACCAUGGAGCUAAAGUGGUGAAGUGCGUGGUUGCAUCAGCUGUCUGUCAUUUCCAUAGUGGUGCAACAAGUAGGGAGAAGGUAAUGAAGAGACUUCAGAUUCCUGCUGGAGAUGUCUGCAGAAGGCUUUCACAUUUGAAAGACAAAAAACGUGUCAGACAGGCUGAUCAUCAGAUGGACGAAAAGCACAAAAGGCGUCGACAGGUGGAGCAGGCUCGAAAGGCUCAGCAAGAAGAAGCUUUGAGAGAAGCUGAAGGUGUCACCUAUGAUGCUGGAGGGUUUUAAGACACUAAGAUAACUUUUCUGCCUAAAUAACAUAAGAAGUCAAGGUAUAAUCUAACAUUAUGGUCCACGAACCUUGUUAGUAAACUUAAAAGUGGAUUUUCUCAAAACAUGGAUUUUGUACGGUUAAGAAAGGAUAUCUCCUAGAGUUUUGAUUGGAUUGAGCUGAAAUUGUCUGUGCAUACUCAUCUCCCCAUUAUUUGUGGGAUGAGCAUACAACUUUUCAAUACCUGCUAUACAAUUGAAAUUAUGGUGGGAAAUGUUCCCUCUAAAACGUACAUGAAAUUUGAAACCCCGCUGUGGCCGCAAUUUUUAUCAUAUUCAAAAGUUGUAUGCUCAUCCCAGACAACUAUGUCUAUACUUCAUAAAAAUGUACCAACUUUGAAAAUUAAAGCAGUUUACAACAAGAUAUCUUUUCUCAUAUACACCCUAGUUUUUCACAGCAUGUGUUCCGCAUAAUCCGCUCGUAUCAGGUUACAAAUCAUUUGUUUCAAAAAUGAACAUCAUUUUCAGAAUCUUCAAGUCAUAAGCUUUCAACUGAUUUAUACUUUGUUUAUGUUAUAAUGGUAAGUUUAGAUGCUAUAGUCAUUUGAAGUUUUACUCCGAUUAUUAUGUGUACCCUCCCCUUAAGAACGUAUCUUGGUAAGAGAGUAACUUGAGAACCGCAUCGCAGUUGUAAACAUUCGAAGCGAAAUUAGUAGCCUCGCCGGCGCAAAGCGCCAGCUAGCUCGGGUGUGAAAAAAUGACAAAAUCUCAUUUGCAUGCUCUCGAAAAGAUGACACUGCCGUUAAAAUUCAUUAAAUAAUU